Messenger RNA from Musa acuminata subsp. malaccensis (wild Malaysian banana), 3753 nucleotides. The record is from RefSeq and is a predicted model, not a curated record. NCBI's taxonomy places the organism in Eukaryota, Viridiplantae, Streptophyta, Magnoliopsida, Zingiberales, Musaceae.
GACACAGACAUACAUAAGCAUUACAUCAAACAUACUGUUUAGAAGUUUGUCCGUGACAAUACGGUCAAUGACCCGACUGGCGGCUCGAACCUGGUCCACCAAGCUCGUCACGUGGUGGAAGUGCUGCACAAGAAACAUGACCCUCAGAAACCGUGGAAGAACUCUGAAGAAAGAAGAACGUUUGACACUCACCAGCGCAAGGUUCUUAGCCGAGGCGUUGACCAUAACCUCAGAGGGCACUCUAUAAAUUUCCUUCGCCAGGGGUGGGCAGAGGGCCCCUCGGCAAUACUCUAGGGCACUGGGCUCGUCGUCCUAAACCCGACUCUCCGCAGUGAGAGAGACCCAGUGGGGUUCCAUAGGGGUGAUGCCUGUAGCUUUGGGCAGAUCAGCCAUCUCGAUGGUUGAGAAUUGUUCAUCCUUUGCAUGGUCCUUAGUGCGCACAUGUUCCACAUGGACUUGGGACGUGUUGGCUCCUUGCCACGCUGCUGACCUCGCUGAGCGGGGGAAACCCUCCAAGGAGCCUCACCUUCAGCCCGAGGCGCUCUUGAAGACCCCUCGCCAGCCCUAGUCUCUUGAGGAGCCUCGCCCUUCGACGAUCGACGCGCCAUCAUUUUUUCCAUUUUAUAGGGUCGGUCUGACCCACUAGGCCUUGCCCAAGGGGCUUCCGGCGCAGCAGUAAGGGCCCCAAAAGCGGGGGAAGGGUGAGGUCGAGACGAAGCCACGCCCGAAGCAUUGCCCAUCUCCCUCAGAGCCCUGAGAUCCAUCCUUGUAGAAGACAUAAUCAAACAAGGUUAGAGCAAAAAAAAAACAAAAAACAAAAAACGCAGAAGGCAUGGGUCGCACCCCGAGGGGUCGAGCUAAGGCCUGCUUCGACCAGUCAGUCUUCCUUCAUCCUCCUUAUUGCCUGGAAAAAUGAGAGGAUGUCCUUCAACUGCCCGACCCGCUCGGACUCUUUGUCGGACAGGAAGGGCGGGUUAUUGUUGACGGCUUGAGCCGAUCACACGAGGCUGAACUCCCAGCCCCAACUAAAACUCACAAAGAAGUAAUGGGGUUUCCACCCCUUGUUAUUCGUACGGGCGCCACUCACCUUAAAGCCGCCUCGGGCGGCCAGGUAAUAACCCCUCUGACCCUUGCAAAGCUUGAAACAAGCAAGGAACAGGGUUCGGGUCAAGACGAUCUCGGUCGCUCGACUCUCGCCGAUGAACGCCACCAGGUAGCGCCACGAGUUCGACACCAUCUGGGAUGGCGAGAUCCUCCACCACUAGAGGUAGGACUCGAUGAUCGAGUGCAACGACAGCCUGAGUCUUGCCUCCAAAGCAUCACAGGAUAGUGCAAACUUGUCACCGAGGGUGUCAUAUGGGUGCUGCCCUGGUCGAGGAGCGUGAAGCUCGAACUCAGGUGGGAUGCAAUACUUGGCCCAGAGUCGAUUGAGUUGUAGUUGUGGACCUCCAAGGCUUGGAUGGCCUUUAUGUCCACCGAGGACAUGCCUCCUGAGGACGAGCUCACAUUCUCAACCUUGGGACUACCAAAAGAUGACCCUACAACCUCAAGGGAAACCUGACCUGAAGAACUAAAGAACGAGGUGGAAGACAUCCCGACUUGGAAUAAGACGCUCAGAGGUCCCAAAAACAUUAUCGAUCGAGGUAUCAGAGGAAUUUUUCGUUUAAAACAAAAAGAAUCUGAAAUGCCCAACACAACUAAUAGAGCUAAAACUUCAUCGACGCAUGAUGCAUCCAUCCAAGACAAAAGCAUAUGGAGUACCCAAGACAAAAGCUCUUAUCAAACAAUAGUGUCUUCUAUACCCAAUGCUUCCAUCUUAAAUGAAGGCUCCUAGAACAUCCUCUAAUUAUUUUUGACAUAAGCAACAACCAUCGUUUUAUGAGAUGAACAUUAUGCUCUAGCAUAAACAAAUCAUAACUCAGCACAAUGAAGUAAAUUUUAGGAGCAUUAUUUUCAUUCAAUCGAGACCCUAUGCGUAGCUCAGUCAACUUGGACAUAACACACCAACUAGACAUGCCAUAUUAACAUAUCAUUUACAAAUAAUAUUCUCUCAUUUUGACACUCGAUAGUUUAUAAUUAAUGAUAAUCAUAUAAGGCAAUAUAGAAUGGUCUAUGUAAAUAUGUUUUCACUAUGAAUUGAUUAGAUCGAAUUCAUAUAUUUGAACACGUUAUAAUUUUUUAAUACUUGAGAUUAUUUAAAACUGACUUAAUUAUUAAAGGUAUCUUAUCAAACCUACCAUUAAUAUAAUCUUUUAUUAGAACAAACCAAAAAUGGGAUACAAUAUACUAGCUUUUUUUUUUACUAAAAAUAAUUCUUCCAUGUCUAGUUGUGGCUCCCACAUUUGUAUCCUCUUAGGUCCAAACUUGUAUCUAAUAAUUUGAAGUGGAUUCAGUAGAAUGGACUGAACCCGGUCCGUCCCUCAUGCUACAUUUAUGGCUAAUUUUGUUGGCUAAGUGGCGGUUCAAAUGGUUGCGGAUCUUAAAGCUCGAUUAGUAAUCCAAUGGCUGACGUUUCUCAGUUUUUUUUUUUUAUUUUCUGGGAAAUGGUGGUCAAAUUCCUGCCAAUAUAUUUUCUCUUUCAGCGGUGGCCCUCGUCUUCCAAGGUUAGUCUCCUCCUCCCUCGCUUCUCCCCUCUCUCUUCUUCGGGCCCCCUUUUUCAUACUGCCGUUGUGGAUUCGACAUGCGGAGGAAUCGACCGGGAUCAAACAAUUCAAAGCAAGAAUUCGGCAGAGUUUGGCGUUCUUUGAUCCAUAAUACUGGCUUGUUCAUCGAAAAUUCUGUGAUGGGUUGAUAUUAUGGGUGAUUAAUGCCGAUCUCAAUCCCGAUUGGUUGGGUCAGGCCCAGUUAGGUCUGGGGAGAAAGCAAGAAAGAAUAAGAAAGAUAGCUAUUUCUUCUUAUACAAGGUGAUAUGUUUGUUCUAGCAGAUUCUGAAGAAAAGAUAGGGCAAUAGUGGUCCUCCAAAACUCAGUUUUGGAAGAAUGCCUGGGUACUAUGACAUGGAUGACAUCUUGAUGGAGGAUGAGCCUAUUUCUGUUGUCUUUCAAGUUGGAGCUCAUGGUUGUGGCCUUCUAGAUCCAGGUUCAGAAACCAUCGAUAUCGAAAAGGGCACUAAGAUGGAUCUGCCUUAUUGGCUUGCUCACCAGUUGCACUUGAGGCAAGCAGUAUCUAUUAGUGUUCCAGCCAGCUUCAGCCAAAAAACUAGGAAGGAAAUCCAGGCUGAUGCUGCAUGUGUUGAUCUGAAGGGUCGUUGCCCAUACUUUUAUGAGUUGGGAUGCAAGGUUGCGCCACUGGUUGGUGACAAGACAAUUGGAUCCUUUCUGCUUUAUGCAUUCACGGAUCGGUACAAGGAGAUGUUGAGCAAGUCACACAGUGCCUCAGCUGUUCCAAGAUUCUCUUCACGUCUUACAAAAGAAGAGUCACAACUGUUCCAAGCUGCUCGCUCUUCAAUGGCAGCAUUCAAGAAAUGGCGUACAGGUGGGUCGCGAUUGGAGAAGGCAUCGAUCCUCGGGAGGAAAAGGAAGAGAACCAUACCACUCGGCCCGUCUUCACCGUAAAUAAACUCGCAAAUUGUGAAAUACUAGUCUUUGUUGUGAUUCUUCUCUCUUAUCUUUGGAAUGUACUGCGUGUUGCAUGUUGCUCCAAGUAAAAUGUAUGCAUUUCUCUCUUCUGUUCUAAAGUUUCCUUUUUCUUGUUGCGAAUAAAGAGUAAUAGGAUUCUGUCUAAAAAGUAUAAAAUAUUUAUCAUUUUGAGUAA